UUAGCGAUGACUGACGCAGUUUUCAAGCAAUAGUCGUAGUGAAAACACAGCUCCCUACAAUCGGAUGGUUGGUAAAGGCAAGAAAAAGAAGGGAGCCAAGGAUUCGUCCGGCGGGGGCGCUACUGGGACCGGUCCAGCAGGCAGUGGUGGCGGAUGUGGACCUAGUGCACCAGCAAAGGACAAACCAGAGGCGGAAGAGGGCGACGAAGAGGAUGGUGAGGCAAAACCGAAAAAGGGCAAGGGCAAGAAGGGAAAAGGCAAGGGCAGCAAGUCGUCAAAGUUCCAGGGUGACAUAUUCAACGAGGCGGCCAUGGAGAACGCGUACUAUAUCUGUCACAACAUCCAGGAUGUACUUAAGUCGCGUGGGUUCGCCUGGCCCGAGGGUCAAAAGAAGAAGAAGAAGGGCAAAAAGUAAAAGAGGAGGCUGAUGUUGCCCAAGCACGGAUAGAGAUCGUUAACAGAAGGCGUUUGAUCCAAUUUAAAGGAUUAUUAUUUUUGGAAGGAAAUCUCCCGUGUUCAGAAGUGUGUAAAUAAAGCUAAAUGAU
Molecule: messenger RNA, 545 nt
Organism: Anopheles merus
Lineage: Eukaryota; Metazoa; Arthropoda; Insecta; Diptera; Culicidae
Product: small lysine-rich protein 1
Exons: 1
Coding region: 65-415 (116 amino acids)
Source: RefSeq, a predicted model, not a curated record